Molecule: messenger RNA, 441 nt
Organism: Miscanthus lutarioriparius
Lineage: Eukaryota; Viridiplantae; Streptophyta; Magnoliopsida; Poales; Poaceae
Source: the annotation of a GenBank genome assembly
AUGCUGGGCCUGCCGAGCCUCGCGGCCGCCGGCCUCGUCCUGCUCCUGCUCUACCUCACCGGCCGCUUCCUCUGGCUCUACAACAAGGACACCGCUCAGGCAGCCGCCGCAUCAGCAUCCUCCUCGUCCUCCCGGUGGCGGCCGGCAGCAGCGGCUGGCGCGUCGACGUCGCUGCCAGCAGCCUCUCCUCUGCCCCGCCGUGCCGUGCCGCUGUCGUCGUCGUCGUCCCUGCUCCCGGUGUUCUUCGUCCUGCACGUGGCCGUGUCCGGGCCCGGCGCGGAGACGGCGGAGUGCGCGGUGUGCCUGACGGAGUUCGGGGAGCGGGAGGCCGGCCGGCUCCUGCCGUGGUGCGGCCACGCCUACCACGAGCAGUGCAUAGCGACGUGGCUCCGGGUCAGCACCACGUGUCCGCUCUGCCGCGCCCCCGUGGCUACCAAGUAA